UUUUUUGCGCCAUUGAUGUGCAUUUAUGCGUGUUGAAUCGUUUUUCUACUGCAUUUCAUAGCGUCUUUUAAAAAUGAUACUUUAUUGCGAAUUAAUCAAUUAACUAUAGUUAGUUACGUUAUAUGAAACGCCGCAUGGUAUAUUUGAGUGUGUUUAAACUUCAUCCAUGUAAAAUACUGUGUUUUUUGUGUACUAUUUAUUAAUUCAACCAUGAGUACCGUCGAUAUUAAUCAGAUGGAUUCUGAAAACGACAAUAAAACUUUGGAUAAAAAGCAAAUUGAGGAGGAAGAAAAAGAAAUGAUGUUGAAAGCUGAAAAUGAAAAACUGGACGAUUCUGAAGAUAAAAAGAUGGAAGGAGAGGGAACGGUGAGGGCGGCAUUAGCAGGGGAUGUUACUGAACAAGGCAGGGAAGUCAAACCAAAAUAUAUUCCUAUAGGAGCCAUAAAAAUGCCUGGAUUUUUCACAAGGAAUUCGGAAAAGGAUAAGACAAAAGAGGAUGAGAGUACCAUAGAAAAAGACACAGAACAUGAGAAAACAUUAGAGAAAACUGAUGAAGACAUUAAUACCAAACCCCAAAUAGGAUUGUUGCAAGCUUUUGCAAAGUUAUUGCAACCUAAAGACAAUGACAGAGAAAAUGACCAAUCAAAACGCUUAGGCAUAUUCAAUGUGAAGUAUCCUAAAAUGUUUCAAAAAAGGAAUGCAGCUCAAGAAGCCACUCUUGCCUCUAUGGAGACAUUGGAAGAUAAAUUCGACACAACUAAUGAUGGCAUGGAGAAUGUUAAGUUAGAUGUUGCUGACCAAGAGGAAGGUAAAGUUGCAACACGGCUUCCACUCAAGGAAAGAGUCAGGCAAAGAAAGUUUGUUAUUGAUGACAUCAUGGUGUGUGUGGUGGUAGUUCUGCUGUUGCUGGCGGUGAUCAUCGGCAUCAUAGUGGCCUCGCGAACCGGGCCGCCAAAUCAGCGCCCUCUUCGCCUCGGACGAUAUAUCACAACGCUAACCUCCUGUGGAGCCGUGGAAGGCAUCUACGACGAAGGCGUUUACAAGUUCUACGGCGUUCCUUAUGCAGUACCACCGGUCGGAGAGAAAAGAUUCACGUACGCGCAGCCUCUUAACAACCUGUCGCUGUGCUGGAACGGCACACUGGAAUUGCACGAGCCCACUCCCCUAUGUAUGCAGAUGCUGGAGAACAGCACCAUCACCGGAGACGAGGACUGCCUCACUCUCGACAUCGUCACUCCCCACGUGCACUACGGGUACCCCCUGCCCGUAGUCGUGCUCAUCGGCGCCAACUCCCUGGCCGGCGGCAUCGGUCCCGCCCAACCCUCGGCUCUAUACGCUCGCACUAAAGAAGUCGUGUUUGUGCGACCCAACUUCAGAUUAGGACCGUUUGGCUUCUUAGCACUCGACAUAUUAUCCAACUCAAAAUACCCAGCGACGUCCGGAAACUACGGCCUGAGCGAUCUGAUGGUGGCGCUGCAAUGGAUUCAGUACAACAUCAAGCAUUUUGGAGGUGACGCCGAAUCCGUCACUCUGUUGGGACACAGAGCCGGAGCGACCCUGGUCGCCGCGCUCACGACGGCCACCAACGCGCAGAAGCUCUACUCCAGGGUGUGGCUCUCGUCACCCUCCGUCAUAUUCCCGGGAGAACCCCUCCAGCAAUCUCAGAAUAACAACGAACAAUUUAAACAACUCAGCAAAUGCAACGACGCCGAUUGCCUGCGACGUAUCACACCCACGGAAAUACUCUCCGCCACGCCCGACACCUGGCUGGGCAACAACAUCGACUCGUUGCCGUCGGCCGACGAGUUCAAACGGUCGUGGCUGGUCCUGGACGGGAACUACUUGAGGGUGCACGCCUACGAGAGCUGGGAUAAGCAAAAGAAAGCCAAGGAGGAGGGAAAGGAGAAGGUUUUCAAGCCGAUGGUGUUCGGGACGGCGAUCCACUCCGGUCACACGGAUCUUCUGAAGAUGAAACACAUGAACUGGACGGCGGAUAUAGUCGAGAAAAUGGUGAACGAGAGUUACAUAGGCCAGAAAAAUUUAAUGGAGGCCGUGUUCCAACAUUUCAAUAAAACAUACGAGGGUCUGGUGGAGUUGAUUUCGUCGAUCCGGACGCUGUGUCCGCUGGUGAGCCUGGCGCGGCUGAGACUGGCGGCUCCGCUGUACGUGGUGACGGGGGCGGGCGCGGGCGGCGGCGCGGCGGGGGGCGGCCUGGCCGGCAUCGACGCCGACGUGCAGGCCAUCUUGGGAACAUUCGAGUCCGCGAUGCCGGAGCAGCGGCGCUUCAUGGCGGCCAUGCAGCAGCUGUUCUACUACUUCGUGUGGCACGGCGAGCUGGCGGGGCCGGCGGGCGGGCUGCUGGCCGUGGGGCAGGACCUGCUGCCGCUGCCCGCCGCUCCCGCCUGCGACCUCCUCAUCCGCGAGGACGUCGUGCCCAGAUACGCUCAUCUAGAUUAAUUUGACCCCUCCCGAUUCCAAUUCUCCGUAUGUGUGUCUGAGAUUUUUUUGCAUUUCAAAUUUUCCGCUUAACUUUACACCGUUUUUGUAUUUUUUAUAUUCUUUUGAAAUUGUAGUUAUUUGAUUUUGUACUUAUCGUGCACGUAUUGUUAGAUUAAGCUCGUAGUAAAAACUUGUCAUGUUUCUAAGUAAUGAUGGUUUAUGAAUUAGUUUAUUGACAGCUUGUUUGUUAGGUGGAUCCGUAGCCGAUCUGAUAAGUAUAAAUCAAGUUCUUCUUAUGUAUUUGGAGCCAUUUUGUACUCGUAGUUUUGUUAGUUUUACACGGGUUUAUAUAAUAUUACCGAUUGUACUGUACCCAGUUUUAUACAUUUUGCAUUUAUAAUGUAUUAGCAAGAAGACUGAUUUUUAAUGAAAUAUCCGAGUGAUCUCUUCCGCCGCGGGCUCCGGAUCUUUUUUAUGUUUUCGACGAUUUUUUUAUAUGAAAAAUUAUUUACUUUAUGACAGCUUUGGAAAUAAUAAUCUGAUAGUUUUUAAAAUUGUACUGAUAUGAAUACUCAAUGUAAUUUUAAUAUUUGUAUGAAUAAAAUUGUACCCCAUCAUACUUUAAUGUUAGUAUUAGGAUAUUAUUUGAAUCUGUAUCGUCUGUAAUUGUUGAAUGUGAUUUAUUAUAAAAGUCUGAAUAAUCCAAAGAGUAAUUUUGUCAAUAACAAUAACCAAAAAGCUUUUUGUAAUGUAUAAAACGUAAUUUUAUCCAUCAUUGUAAUACGUGUUUCUUGCCAUUAUUCUUAGUUUUACUUUAUCUUACCAUAUUGUAAUAAUGAAUUACAGUAGAAAUACCAAAGGAUGUUAAUUUGAACGAGAUGUCAACAGAAUCGGUAUCAAAGAACACUGACGUUUCCUUGAUGUAGGCUCGAAACACUAAACACCACGAACCACUCGCUCUGAUUAAUUAUUUUAAGUUAUUAUGCAGUUAGUUAUAAACGCGAAGCUUCUUUUGUAAAUUGGUACCUAAAAUAAAAAGACUGGC
This is a messenger RNA of Papilio machaon (common yellow swallowtail), 3484 nucleotides long. It is a transcript of the gene Nrt, whose product is annotated as neurotactin. The coding region runs from base 211 to 2457 and encodes 748 amino acids. NCBI's taxonomy places the organism in Eukaryota, Metazoa, Arthropoda, Insecta, Lepidoptera, Papilionidae. The transcript has 6 exons. The record is from RefSeq and is a predicted model, not a curated record.